AUGAGUUGCCCGGCACCAACUCCCGAUCCUUGCCAGCAAAUAUGCCCUCCGCAGCCCCCACUACCACCAUGCCUCGUGAAACCCAUCAUGAGAAGACUGCACUUAAAUCAAACCAAACGCAUCCUCGCACAAGCUCUAACUCUAUCAUGCAUAGCUGGAGCAUGUGUAUACUUCUUUAUCGGUGCUCCAAGAAGACACAAGUACAAGGAAUAUUAUGCGAGAGCUGAAUUAGAAGACUAUGGCGAUGAAAUGGCACGAAAAGGCUUAUUUCAAGCGGUACCAAAAGAGUCUUUAAAAGAUAAUCAACACAUGAAGAAAUAA
This is a messenger RNA of Danaus chrysippus (African queen), 321 nucleotides long. NCBI's taxonomy places the organism in Eukaryota, Metazoa, Arthropoda, Insecta, Lepidoptera, Nymphalidae. The record is from the annotation of a GenBank genome assembly.